GGACAAAAUCAAUUUGAACGGGGGUCUGUGAGAUUCAGACUUCUUUAUGGGUUUUUUAUUAUUAUUAUUUUGUCGUGACAAUAACCGAGAUGUAUUUUUUUAUUAGCUAUUAUAUUUUUAUUAUUUUUUACGCUGGUGAGAUGAUACGGAAAACCUCCAUUAAAGCCCAGAUUAUAUCGGGUUAAAAAUGCAAUCCUGACCGAAUGAAAGUUUUUUGUUCUGCGUGGAAAAUCCAAAUGUGGAGAAGAGUGCUGGAUAUAUGAAGUUGCUUCUCUGGCCACUGCUGGGAUGUACCAGCGUCCUGCUGCUGUGUGAGGUUGUUAUCAGUAUGAUGUCCUCGUCCACCAUCUUGCUGAUGGACAGUUUCCACACCCUCUUCAUCCUCAUGACCAUUUCUUUUAGCAUUGUAACAAACUCUCAGGACUCCCGCGUUUCUCUCUCUACGUCCCCGUCUUCUGCAAAUGCUGCAUCAACCUCCCCAGCAGAGCCCCCCAGUGAGAGUCCACCUGGUUCUCAUGAGGUCAACGACGGGUCCAUCACCAAUGAACCCUCCUCUUCUCUGCCUAACCAUGAAACUGCCUCUCCACUGGACUCUAGUCAAGUCGACUUUCCCACGGUAUCUGCUACAGCGCACGGCUGUGGCGUCAGUUUCAGCCGAGGCAGGAUGGAAGCUGCAGGAGAAUUCAUUGCCAGACUCACCUUGUCUUCUCUGACGAUCUCCUACUCACUGGACAUGAUCAGCAUGUCCACAGAUUCCAGACCUGUGCAGAGCGGUAUUUGGCUGGUGUCUGUGGGACUCGUGACUCUAGUCUUCAAGACCGUGGUGCUUGGGCUGUGUUGGGAUGAACUGCAGGAGAAGAGGAAGCCUCCUCUGAGAAAUCCACCGGAAACUUCCAGGAUUGAAGUUAAUCAAGGAGCCUUGGUUGCAGAAGGAUUUACUGAGCCAGGACAAGAGUUGAAGGACGCCGCCCGAGUCCAAUCUGAGGUGGACAACUCAUCUCACAAUGGGGCGCUUGUUCUCUGUAACCCUGGAGCCCUCAGAACCCCAGAGUCUGAGAGCCAAACCCCAGGACGACAGGGGACAAUUGGUCAGUUGACUGAAGGGACCUGCUCAUCUCAGUUUGGUUCAGACAGGACCGCGUUCAAAGCAAAUGACAACAUGGAACACCUUGGUACACAUGACCAAAAAGAAUCUCAGAUUUUUACGAUCUGCCAAAAUCUCUCCCCAAACAACCCUGCAAGUUCUGAGAGCAGAAGCCGCUCGUCGUUCUGGUCUCAGCCUUCUCUCACUGUGUGUGAAGUUCUCCUCACGCCUGUUCUCACUGUAAUCAAUAGUGCCUUGCAGCUAGAGCUGGGCCGCCAGCAGCCUGACCUCACCUGGAAGAUUGACCUUGGCUUCUCUGUGCUGGCGUUGGUUGUACUCAACACCACAACUAUACCACAGUUGUACAAGUUUGGACGACUGCUUCUUCAGGCUACACCCUCACACAUCAGUGUGUCUGACCUUGAUCGCAGGAUCUCUGACAUCCCCGGAGUGUUGGCCGUGCAUGAGCUGCACAUCUGGGAGUUAAGUCCCUCAUUCACAGUGGCCACUGUCCAUAUACAGUUCCACGCUUCGUUUCCAGUAUACAAGUGUGCAGAUCUAAUUCUAGAGGUCACUAAGGUGCUGCAAGUUGGAGGAAUUGGCUGCUACACCAUACAGCCCGAGUUUGACACAUGCACCGAGAGCGCAGCAGCUGCACUUCCUUCUCCUCCUAUAGUCUGUAAUCUGACGUGUGGAAAGAACUGCACAGAGCACAUGUGCUGCAGUUUACUGGAAGAACAGACCAGCAGCAUCACAGCACCAUCAGCUGGAGAAACGGAAGAAACGCCUCAGAGAGUUGUCAUAGAAAACACCAAUGAAUAAAUGUUGUUAUUAACCACACAUUUUACUGGGAAAAUACGACAUAUCUGCUUCUUUUUUUUUAUUUUUUAUUUUUGCUCUUGUAAAUCCCACUUAUACCAAAAGUUAUAAUUAAAAGGCUAUGUUUGUAUAAUUUCCAAAGAAUGUUCAAAAAGAAGUUACACUCCGCUUUUGAUAUUAUGCUAAAAGAGAUGUGUUUUAGUGAUGUAAAUCUACAGUAUAAAGAAUAUUAUAACGUUGAAGGAAUGUUAUUUUCUUCAAAUUGAAAAUGUGUCAAAAAAAUGGACCAGUUGAGUUUUUAUUCCUAUUGUUUAAUGUUUUAAACAAAAGGUAUAUAAUAAGAGAUUAAAAUAUAAAUAAAACUA
This is a messenger RNA of Cynoglossus semilaevis (tongue sole), 2268 nucleotides long. Its product is annotated as zinc/cadmium resistance protein. The record is from RefSeq and is a predicted model, not a curated record. Bases 260 to 1906 code for a protein of 548 amino acids. Gene Ontology annotation, molecular function: zinc ion transmembrane transporter activity; calcium channel inhibitor activity. NCBI's taxonomy places the organism in Eukaryota, Metazoa, Chordata, Actinopteri, Pleuronectiformes, Cynoglossidae. Gene Ontology annotation, biological process: intracellular zinc ion homeostasis; detoxification of zinc ion; zinc ion transmembrane transport. Gene Ontology annotation, cellular component: membrane; Golgi apparatus; endoplasmic reticulum. The transcript has 6 exons.